AUUCAUAUGCUGAACCCACUAACUCCGAUAAUUCCGCUCAUUCAGAUAACCCCACUAAUAAUCGACGAUCUAUAAUUCAAAGUUCAGAUGCAACAAUCAUUCAAAGUCAUCAUAUUUCAAGUCCGAUUCAAAUUGAUGGUAAUGUUUAUUUAUUAGAAUCUCCUAUAGUUUAUAAACAUAAAAAAGUC
Molecule: messenger RNA, 188 nt
Organism: Racocetra persica
Lineage: Eukaryota; Fungi; Glomeromycota; Glomeromycetes; Diversisporales; Gigasporaceae
Source: the annotation of a GenBank genome assembly